AUGGCUUCCAGGCUGGUCCUUUUCACCCUUGCCGCACUGGGUGCUGCGAACCCCAUCAACCCUGGUGGUCGUGACGCCGAGCGGCCGGCCCGCAGACACAUCGGCGGCGUCGGACACCUUGCCCGUGCCGUGAUGGCGCCCCAGCAGGCCAAGGUCGAGGUCCGCUUCGCCGGGCCCGGCGGCGGCGGCCCGGGCAACAACGGCUCUUGCGAGGACGACGGCAGCGACGUCGGCUCCAAAGCCGACCCCUCCACGGAUAAGUCCAAGGAUAAGUCCAAGGACAAGACGAAGGACAAGAGCAAGGACAAGAGCAAAGAUAAGAGCAAAGACAAGAGCAAGGAUAAGAACAAGGACAAAGGCAGCGGCUCCGGCUCUGGCUCUGGAUCUGGAUCUGGAUCUGGGUCUGGUUCUGGUGGCAGCAAGUCAGGCGGCAGCAGCGGCGGCGGCGGUUCGAGCUCCGGAGGCGGCGGCGCCUACCUUGGGGGAGGCGGAUCUUCGGCGAACAACGGCACAACUCCGGGAGGUGGUGGCGGCAGCAGCGGCGGUGGCGGCGGACUCCAAAAGACCUUCCCCACACCCGCCGGCACCGAGAACCUCUCCGCAGUCAAGAAGAUCACCGGCGCUUUUGACGGAGGCAUGAAGCUGUACGACCGCGUCCCGAGUACCUGCACCGGCGGCGAAGGAAACCGCAACGACGCCGCUUUCAUCCUCGAGGACGGCGCGACCUUGAGCAAUGCCAUCAUCGGAGGCGGUGCCGGUGAAGGUGUCCAGUGUGUUGGCAGCUGCACGCUCGAGAACGUCUGGUGGGACAAGGUCUGCGAAGACGCAGCCACCUUCCGACAGACGGGCGGCAAGUCGACGGUCCGCGGCGGCGGCGCGCGCGGCGGCUCGGACAAGGUCUUCCAGCACAACGGCGGCGGCGAGGUCGAGGUCAUCGACUUCUACGCGCAGAACAUCGGCCAGCUGUACCGCUCCUGCGGCAACUGCAAGGAGCAGACGGCGCGCACGUCGACCUUCACCAACAUCUACGUCGACGGGGCCAAGACCAUCGUCCACGUCAACGGAAACCUGGGCGACAAGGCGACUGUCAACGGAGCCUGCAUUCUGGGCGGUGCGACCGUGUGCAAGAACUCCAAGGGUGUGACUGGCGGCGGCGAGCCUGGGGAUGCGCCUAACGACCCCAAUGUCUGCUCCGAGACCAAUGUCAAGACUUCUGGCUGUUAA
Messenger RNA from Colletotrichum siamense, 1224 nucleotides. It is a transcript of the gene plyD-0, whose product is annotated as putative pectate lyase D. NCBI's taxonomy places the organism in Eukaryota, Fungi, Ascomycota, Sordariomycetes, Glomerellales, Glomerellaceae. Gene Ontology annotation, biological process: pectin catabolic process. The record is from RefSeq and is a predicted model, not a curated record. The coding region runs from base 1 to 1224 and encodes 407 amino acids. Gene Ontology annotation, cellular component: extracellular region. Gene Ontology annotation, molecular function: pectate lyase activity. The transcript has 2 exons.